CGAAAGUGGCACAUAUCAGGCAUCUGCCGUCGCGCUCUCCUCGAGUCCUCGACAUAUCAAUCAUAACUAGAACAAAGCAACCAUCAUGGACGCCGAAACAUCUUUACUCUCUCCUUAACUGACGCAAAGACCUGCUCUCGGAGCCUCUUUACUCCUAAUCCAUCCCCCAAGGAGCCACUCCAAGGCAUCUCGGUUGCCAUUCAGUCAACAUGGGUCAAGGCUACUCUAUGACCACCCUUUCCGCGGCAUCCGCCAGCAUAGAUGUCCCUGAACUUGCGGACCUGGUGCACGAGAAGACCCUGGCCUCAGCCCGUUUCAUGAAAAGCGUCCGCGCCAGGAGUCAGCAAGGCUUUGUGUUUGUCAAGGCGGUCAUGAAGCCAUAUUCGUCUUUCCAGGUCCACGAGUAUAUCCGCCAGCUUACAGAAGAGAGGAGUAUUCUGGCCGACAUCCCCAAUGCCCUGGGCUAUCAGCGAAUCAUCGAGGUGCCUAGUGGUGGUUUCCUCGUCCGUCAAUACAUGUUCAGCUCGGUAUACGACCGGAUGAGCACCCGGCCCUUUUUGGAGGAUAUCGAGAAGAAGUGGCUCGCGUUUCAGCUACUCUGCGCGGUUCGCGAUUGCCACGCGCGCAACGUGUACCAUGGUGACAUCAAGACAGAAAACAUUCUCGUCACCUCGUGGAACUGGCUCUAUCUCACCGAUUUUUCCUCCUCGUUCAAACCUGUGAAUCUGCCAGAAGACAACCCAGCCGACUUCUCGUUCUAUUUUGACACUUCGUCGCGACGGACGUGCUACAUUGCUCCAGAAAGGUUCACGUCGGUCAAUCUGGAAGAGACGCAAGGAGAACUGAACUGGGCAAUGGAUAUCUUCAGUGUCGGGUGUGUUAUUGCUGAAAUCUUCCUAGAGGGACCUAUCUUCUCCCUUAGUCAGCUGUUCAAGUAUCGAUCCGGAGACUAUAGCCCCGAGCAUACCCAUCUCAACAAGAUCGAAGACCCUGAGGUGCGGGCAAUGAUUCUCAACAUGAUUGAAUUGGAUCCGGAGAAGCGCUACAAUGCCGAACAACAUCUCUCCUUCUACCGGUCCAAGAUCUUUCCCGAGUACUUUUACAGUUUUCUUCAUCAGUAUAUGCUCAACCUCACCAGGCCUGCUACUGCUCUGAAGCCAGUGGAACUGAAUCUGGGGAGCCUGAGCGAAUUCGACGAGAAGAUUGAACGAGUCUAUUAUGACUUUGAUAAGAUCUCGUUCUUUCUCGGUUAUGGCCCGAGUUCCACAAAACUAUCUUCGCGGUCGCCAUUGACGAUGAAGUCCAGCAACAAAGUCAAAACCCCGGAUGCGGAUCCUAGCCUCUACGAUGGCAGCCUCCUUUUCCUCACCCUAGUCGAGUCCAGUUUAAGGAAUACGGCAAAGGCAUCAGCACGACUCAAGGCGUGCGACCUUUUGGUUGCUUUUGCCGAACGACUUCCAGAUGAGGCGAAAUUGGAUCGAAUCUUACCAUACAUUGUUGGCUUGGUCGCCGAUCAAUCCGAUGUGGUCAGGGCUGCAGCAAUCUACGCAAUGACCUCAAUCUUCGAGAUGAUUGAAGUUGUCUCGCCCAUAAAUGCAUAUGUCUUUCCAGAGUAUAUCCUGCCGCGUUUGAAGCAUUUUGGAUUUGGCCCCUCGGGCGAGCCCAGCGUCCUUGUGCGCUCCGCGUAUGCGUCCUGUCUGGCUUCGUUGGCAUUGUCUGCUGAAAGAGUCCUCGACAUGGUCCACGCCAUCCGGGCAGACGGGCGUCUGUCCGCAUUGCGAGAAGAUGAAUUGGCUUCCCAGCAGUCCUUCGACGCCCUCUAUGAUUAUGGCCGGCGCGAAAUCGUACCUCAUUUUGAAGAAUCGACUGUUGCUUUGAUAACCGAUCCGGAAGCAUCUGUCAGGAGAGCUUUGCUGGGGUCAAUAUCCCGACUGUGCGUCUUUUUCGGCAGUCAACAAUCCAGCGAUGUGAUCCUGACACACCUUAACACGUAUCUGAACGACAAGGACUGGAUAUUGAGGUGCUCGUUUUUUGAAGCGCUUGUUGGAAUCGCAUCCUACAUUGGAGCCACGAGCCUCGAAAAGUUCAUCUUGCCGGUGAUGGUUGGUUCUUUGACUGACCCCGAGAACUUUGUCCUAGAGAAAGUCUUCCGAUCCUUGGCCCGGAUGGCCGCGUUAGGUCUGUUGCAAAAGAGUACAACUUGGGAGCUUGUGGGUAUCGCUGCAAGGUUUUCGAUUCAUCCCAGCAUUUGGGUGCGGGAGAGUGCUAUACAAUUUAUUGUCUUGUCUGCCAAGUACAUCCCUGCAGCAGACCAAUACUGCAUCGUCCUCCCGGUCAUUCAGCCAUUCUUGAAAGGUCCCAUCUCUGCGUUGACGGAAGAGCGAAUAUUGGACAAUCUGAAGCGGCCGUUGCCAAAGAUCGUUUUUGACUCGGCCACCAACUGGGCAGCAAGGAAAGGAAACAGCCUGUUCUGGACAGCUGCAAGCCGAGACGGUGGAUUGACGUUGUCUGAUCCCUCAACACCACAAAAUCCAUCAGCACUCACCAAGCGACUCUUGACCAGGAUACCUCCCUCACAGAAAGACAAAGAUGACCAAAUAUCUCUGGAGAGUCUACGAAAUCUCGGAAUGACUGCGGAUGAUGAGAUCAAGCUCCUUGCGCUUCGCGAGUAUGUACUGAAAAUUUCUAGGCACAAACCGUCUGAGGAUACAGACGAGAGAUACCGCAUGUUGAAUAAUAUCAUCGCUCUGAAUCAGAUCGAUGUUGCCCCGCAGAAUGUUUUCUUUGAUUCCCGUCAGCCGAUCAGAGAGAACACGAGUGGACCUAGGAGGGCACAGAAAAGAUCACGAAUGGAUGAGAGACAUAGUCUGGCAGACGCUCUUUUGGACGCAUCAACCAGCAUUGACGACCAUAUGUCGCGACGGAUUUCGUCCGCAGAGCAAUCCAGCGGAACGGCAACACCAGCUACCAAGCCCAUGGAUAUCCAAAAUCGCAGGCCGUCGGAAAUGAGGACCAAUGGCACACCUACGAUUGCUGUAGAAAGAGCGAGUGUGUCCUCCAGGCCAAGCAUCACAAAUGGAGGGACUUCCAUAAAUGGAGACAGACUGUCUCUGCGCCGCAAUACCUCGCUCGAACUCAGACGUCGAAGCAGCGGUCUGAACCUGAUGAAUCGAACGGAUUCUGCAAAGGCGGACGCCGAAAUCUCCACCAUCUCGGAGAACGCGUUUGGCAAGGUCGAGGUUGAUGGGCAAUUUCAUCGACGAAGUACCGCGGGCCCCUCAGCGUUAUCAGUGACGGCCAGCGUGGCCGCAAAGUCCAGAUCUGUUUCACCUCGCGGCAGUGGCGCGAGGACGCCGCUCUACGAGCCUAACCACUCCUACCAGGGGAACGAUGCCAACGUUUUGCGACUGUUGGACCAUCACUUUUUGGAAAAUUUCCCCAUUGAUCAAAUGGACUUUGGCGGAAAUCGACCUCCUGCCGACACUAGAACACCCAUUCGAAGACCUACCGACGUCUUGCAACAGAGCGGCGGCAAAGCGGCGCAACAGGAAGAGAAAUUCCGCAGUGAGCCAUGGCGCCCUUUAGGCCAGCUGCUGACUCAAUUUUCGGAGCAUACGGCUGCCAUCAAUCGAGUGUGUGCAGCGCCUGAUCACGCCUUUUUUGUGACAGCAUCAGAUGAUGGAACCUGCAAGAUCUGGGACACGAUCAGGUUGGAAAAGAAUGUCACGGCGCGUUCGAGAUAUACGCACCGGCGCACUGAGGGGGUGAGAGUAAAGAGUCUCUGCUUCAUUGAGGAGACGCAUACCUUUCUCAGCGGCGGCGACGAUGGAAGCAUUCAUGCUUUACGGGUCGACUAUAGGAGUGUCGACGGUGGUGAGACUUCGCGGUACGGCAGACCGAGCCUCGUGCGGGACUACCUGAUACCGUCGAACCGAGCUGUGGACAACGUCGGCGGUCCCGAGGGUAGUGCUGCUGGAUCCGUGUCAGAAUACGCCGUGUGGCUUCAUCACUAUCGCACGCCAAACUCCCAAUCUAUCUUACUGGCAGCGACCAACAGAUGUCGUAUUCUUGUGAUCGACAUGAAGAACAUGGAGAUCAUCCACAGCAUGAAUAACCCGGUACAUCAUGGGACACCGACUACGUUCUGUGUCGACAGGAAACGCCAUUGGUUGCUCUUGGGGACGAGCCACGGAAUCUUGGACCUGUGGGACUUGCGGUUCAGGUUGCAUUUGCGUAGUUUUGGCAUUCAAACCGACUCACGAAUAGAUCGGCUCCUGAUUCAUCCCGCAAAAGGUCACGGGAGAUGGGUCAUGGUGAGCGCUGGCGGGGAAAUCAGUGCCUGGGACAUUGAAAAGAUGGUCUGCCGAGAAGUUUUACGACCGAGCACAUUCAGUCCCAAAGGUGGGCAGACCCGCCCGUAUGAAGCGUGGUCUCCAGACGAGGAGAGCAGUGAAAAGAUUCUGUCGCGAUUUGCCAAAGAGGUCUCGGAGAACGACAGCCUCAUCGGACCGCAGUUUCAUCGCGCUUCGACCACUAAUGAGAUGUCGGACGGUUCACCUGUGAAGAGAUCGGCUUCGUCAUCCAGCGCGGCCUCGCCUUCGACCUUUCCGAUCCUUGCAAUGUAUGUCUUCACCGACUACACCCAGAGCUCGAACCCAGAUAGUCCCAACAAACACUCUAUCCUCCUGACCGGAGGUGUUGAUCGAGCCUUGCGAUACUGGGACAUUGGUCGACCGGAGAACAGCUUCAUUGUCUCCGGCCCGCAAUUGCACGAUGCAAACGAGGAUGGCUAUGUGUCGCCUGGGAGCAUCAAGUCCAAAUACAAAUACGAAGUCUCGCAUCCGUUGAGCUUGAGCGCGGGAGCGCAGAUCGCCCUCAUCCAGGAAAAGGUCAACGUUAGUGAGGAAGCCGCCACGCCGGGGCAGUCGCCGAGGAAGACAUCAUCUUAUACCCGUGCUUCGAGAAAUGCCACGACUCAUGUCGCUUCCACUCCCACGAAAAGAUCGAAUACACCUACGCCAAAUGCGACGACGAGCAGUCAGCCUGGCACACCGAAUGUACACCGAAACUCCGGGACAGGCACUGCGUCCACGCCUUCAACCCCCCAAGCAGUCAAACCCCCUCGUAAUACAAUCAUCAGCGCGGCACAGCAGCAAUUGCUCCGAACGCACUUGGAUUCCAUCACCGACGUGGUAAUGCUGAGGAAACCGUAUGGAUGCGUGGUCAGUGUGGACCGAGGUGGGAACAUCUUUAUAUUCCAUUGAGUUGGGCAUCUAUCGCUGGGCAUGGGUCUGAAGAAUGGGUCCUCGUUCUUCCCGAAUGACGAGAUCGCGAGUGUCACUCGCGUUGAAUAAACCCCCUGGGCCUGUGGUCGAGGGACUUAUUUCCCUGGCCAUCCCUUUCGAGAGGGGGCUUGCAGUGUAGUUGCAUCGAAAAGAAAGAGCAAUACCCAUAAAUGAAAUCCGUGAAGCAAGCAUAGAUCCCAACACUUGGUCAGUCAUCGACGGUGCCGAAGCUGACCU
Messenger RNA from Cladophialophora immunda, 5522 nucleotides. RefSeq lists its product as uncharacterized. The record is from RefSeq and is a predicted model, not a curated record. Gene Ontology annotation, cellular component: phosphatidylinositol 3-kinase complex, class III, type II; phosphatidylinositol 3-kinase complex, class III, type I; late endosome. Lineage: Eukaryota; Fungi; Ascomycota; Eurotiomycetes; Chaetothyriales; Herpotrichiellaceae. Bases 210 to 5264 code for a protein of 1684 amino acids. Gene Ontology annotation, molecular function: ATP binding; protein serine/threonine kinase activity; protein binding. Gene Ontology annotation, biological process: autophagy of peroxisome; protein targeting to vacuole; protein phosphorylation. The transcript has a single exon.